Molecule: messenger RNA, 684 nt
Organism: Acanthosepion pharaonis
Lineage: Eukaryota; Metazoa; Mollusca; Cephalopoda; Sepiida; Sepiidae
Source: the annotation of a GenBank genome assembly
AUGAAUUCAUAUCUAUCUAUCUAUCUAUCUAUCUAUCUAUCUAGAAGAGUAACUUCUGAAAAACUUUUUUUCUUUUAUUUUGCCAUCGUUCACAUAUCUCUUUUCUUCCCACGGCAAUAUUGCUUUUUAUCUUUCGGCAAAUUUCUUGAUAACGCAAUAUAUUUUCUUUUUUCUUUCUAUUUCGAUUCGCCACCCACCUUCUCGCCCAUUCAUAGCUCUUCCUUCAUUUCUCUCUAUUUACUUUUCUUCUUUCUUCUAUUUCUUCUCGAAUCCCGCCUAUUUCAUUUUCUCUUUUUUCUAAAAUACUUUCUUCAUUUUUUUUUCCAGAAACGUCCUCUUUUUCUUCUUGUAUAUUUUCUUUUUAAACUUUUUCUUGUUUUUUUUUCGUCGUCGUCGUCGUCAUCUUCUUUUUCCUCCCUUCUUCUUUUAAUUUCUCUUGUUCUUCAUUUUUUGCAUGUUCUUAACUUUCAUACGUGUCGGUACUGUUGUUACUAUUUUUGUUUGUCUGUUCUUGUUCGUGUGGGUCUCGUCGUUGUGGCUGUUCGCUUUUUUUCUUUUUCUGCCUGCUCUCUCUUCUUGCACAAAUAUGCUCAUAUACUUCAGUCUAUCUAUCUAUCUAUCUAUCUAUCUAUCUAUCUAUCUAUCUCUUUCACACACACACAUACACGCACACAUGUAAAAUAA